Molecule: messenger RNA, 3024 nt
Organism: Xenia sp. Carnegie-2017
Lineage: Eukaryota; Metazoa; Cnidaria; Anthozoa; Malacalcyonacea; Xeniidae
Exons: 8
Coding region: 540-2834 (764 amino acids)
Source: RefSeq, a predicted model, not a curated record
AACCACACAUAAACAUUUCAAAACGUCUGAUUCAGGUUGGAGGUACAUAUCCGCGUCGCGGUUGUCUUCUAAUUUGUGAGCGAACUUCGUGAAAUUAAAAUCUCAGUAUCUAUAUGGUAUUUUUGUUUACGGUUCUUACACUAACACGUAAACUGUUUACAGAUCUGGUACGAUUUAUAACCAGUAGAAUAACAGAAGACUUAUAAAACCAACGAAGACUAUACGGGGCAACAGAUACACCUGACUUUAUGGUCGUAUAUCUCGCGUUGACACCACAACACAAACUUCGAGUCGACUUAUGAAAAUACAUACCAACGAGUUGACAGAUAGUGUUGAAAGGUUUGCGGAAAUAGAAAAAUACGACUCGGGAAGAGCUUUCGUCAUUGCUAAACAAACGCUCUUCAUCCCAUUAAUAACAUUGCGUGACAACGAAAGGGCUGAAUGCAACAAAAUUACCACUUUGUACACAAAUUACAGCCUGAUGAGGCCAUUCUAACGGUUUCCAACCAACGCUGAGCGCUUGAAUAGUCUCAAGAGAUAUGUCUUCGGCACGCGUUAAGACGUUUGAGAGACGCCGUGGUAUUUGGUCCGCGGUAGGAAUCUUAACCGUCAUAUCUUUAUCAUUGUUCAUUUCAGGUGUCGUGUUUAUUUUCGGUAAGAAUUGCAAAGAACAACCCGCUCUCGUUUCGCCCCAACCACUAAAAGAUGCCUGUAAACAUAGCGAGGAAGCCAGGAACUCAGGUUUUAUCGAUUUAUUAUCAAAGGUUCGCACAGCUAAUAAUGAAUACAAUAGGAUAUCCAUUUCCAAUGUCCUAAUACCGAAACGUGACUACUACAAGCCAGAAACUCUUAAAUCAACAAGCGACAAGUCAAGAGACCUGUACAAGCAACUCAAAACGCUUCGCAUAAAGCGUUCCGAGCUCACGUCCAGGGAACAACAAAGCUUCACAGAGAUGGAACAUUUCUUACGACAUAAUUUUGGCGCACCUCAACGGGAUUAUUACUCCGGUUUUUGGCUACUGGGUCCAACCAUGUGGUGUAAUGAGUACAUAUGUCGAAGCUUGGCCUAUGACGUUUUUAGAACAAUUUCGUCCCACAAUCCACCGAAACGCAUACAGGAUUUAAAAAAGAUACGGGCAUCCUUGUCGUACUAUAGCAAAACAGUAAACCAAUACAUUGAAAAUCUUCGUUAUGGCGUUAAGGCAGGCAUGGUACGACCGAUCGAUGUUUGUAGAGCUGGGCUACAGGCAAUGAAGAGUUCAUAUGGUAAAAUAUCUGAAUUGAACGCCACAGGCGUCCUAGAAGAAUGGUUUGCUCAACAUAUAAAAGGAGAAAGGUACUACUCGUCGUUGAGUGAAACCGAUAAAAUGAAAUGGUUCGAUAAAUACAGAAAACACGUUAACGAUUCGAUGAGAAUGUCAGUAGUGAAGCACAUUGGAAGACCUAUCGAAAGAUUGCUAAGGUUUCUAGAAGAAGAUUAUAUGAACCAUUGUGUUCCCAGUAAUAUCUCGAGUGGUUUGGCAAACCUACCUUUGUCUCACGUUUAUUACAAAGGCGUUAAAACAAAUAAAGAAACUGUCCAAAUCUUACCAACUGGUGAGAAACUUGAUGGGAGCGCGGCGUAUGAAAUGAUGCUUGCUUAUUACACGACGCUAAAUUUGACGGCAGACGAAGUGCAUGAUCUUGGCUGGAAACAUGUCCACAUAUUAUAUCAGCAGAUUUUAGAUCUCGCAAAGAACACCACUGGUCAUAAAAAUCUAACCAUCGCUGUAGGCAAGUUUAGAAAAAAACUUACAGAAACAAAGCAAUUCUACAACCUGAAACCUUUCCCAUCAAACGAAUCGUUUGCAGAAGCAAAAAAUAAAUGUAAUAAUAUAAAGAGAGCGAAGAAAUUUUGUCCAAAUCGUUGGAAUGCCUUGCAAUUUUGGUUUGACGAACAAGCCAAGAUAUUGGGCACGAUUGAACCGAAACUUAGCAAGUUAUUUCACUACAGAGGCAACAAGCAGACAACACCAAAUUGUCCAGUAAAAAUAGCACCAAACUUUAAGGCUACCUCAGGCGUGCCCAUGUAUCGAGCAAGUAAUUCUAUGUGCAACUGGCCGGCGACAUUUUUCAUGCCUUUCUUUAAUGAUAACUACGGACCGCGUUACAUGGAAAUUGUGAUCAAUGCUCACGAAAGCAGACCUGGUCAUCAUACUCAGUUACAAGGAUAUACAGAAAAUUUUGCGAGAGACUGCUCGCCCGACGACAUCAGUUGGCUGGAUUCGAAAACCAAGUAUAGUGCGUUCUCUGAAGGUUGGGCAUUGUAUGCCGAGUUCCCAUUGGCAGCGAAGUUUACGGAUGCAAUAGAAAACGAUCCAUGGAGUCAAUAUGGCGUUUUCAAGGCUCAGAUGUGGCGAUCAUUACGCCUAGUCAUCGACACUGGUCUACAUUCAAAAGGUAUGAAACAAGACGAAGCAAUGCAAUUGUUUGACCGAUACAUGUGGGACAGCAGUGACGUCAUGUACAAGGAAGUCAUGCGAUAUCAGACAAUUCCAGGCCAGUCCAGUUCAUACAAGAUUGGUCAGUUGCGAUUUAUUGAAUUGUUGGAAUACGCUCAGAAAGAGCUCGGCAACAAGUUCGACAUACGGGAUUUUCAUUACGAGUUGCUACGUCACGGUUCCGUUCCUUUGGACUACAUUACGCAUGCGGUGAAGGAAUACGUGGCCUGCGAGAAACCGAACGCCACAUGCUCAGAGCAAAAGUUCAAACGCCACGCACCAAUCAAGGUGGACGAGAAGGAAACGAACGACGACGAUUUGCAGCAAAAUUACGAUUUAAGGAAUUAUUUUUAAUUAUGAUAUUAGUACUUUAGGGAAACAUUGGAAGAUGUAGGAAAAUAUGUCGAAAGCAAAUUAUUUAAAAACAACGCUCAAGCUCUAAUGCUUUAAUAUUACACGUGGCGAACAGAAAGGAAAGACUGUAAAUAAGUCAAAUAUCUAUUUUCUCUUUGUUAUAAAUAUACUUAAUGAUAACCACGGGAAA